UUUCGUGAGUUCUUCUUUAUAUUUCUUUGAUAAUAAUUCUCGGGUUGCAGGGUCAGGAUGGCCAACGUUGGAAUGAAUGCUGCGGUGAUUCUCUUGUUUCUACCUUUAGUGUUUUCUAACGUGGCCGACGCCGCUAGUUUACGAAUCAACGGUGGCAUUCCUACUGUUUUUGACGUUUUAAAAUUCGGUGCUGUGCCUAAUGGUCGUGACGAUUGUUCCGAGGCUUUUGUGCAAGCAUGGAAUGCCGCAUGCCACCAUCCAGGAGGCAACGCUAAACUUGUUGUCCCACCAGGAAACUAUAAACUUCUCCCGGCUGUAUUCCAGGGGCCAUGCACUAGCGAACAGAUUGUUGUUGAGGUGCAAGGAAUUGUUACAGGAUCAGAUCAGGUAAGUGAUUACGAAGAAAGUCAAUGGGUCCUGUUCGAAAACAUAAAUGGUUUGCUUGUUACCGGUGGAGGAACUUUUGAUGGUAGCGGUAGAAAAACAUGGAAAUAUAACGACUGUGCCUCGAAUCCCGAUUGCCAGCCUCUCGCUGCUGGUUUGAAAUUCAUGAAUGUAACCAAGGGCAUUGUUAAACAAGUCACUUCUCUCAACCCACAAGGAUAUCAUAUGGCACUCGAAAGAUGCGAUGAUAUUGAGAUAGACGGCAUGCACCUUAAUGCCCCAAAGACUAGCCCUAACACUGAUGGUAUCCAUAUCAGUGCAUCAAACAACGUCAGGGUUUCCGAAAGCACUAUUGCAACUGGUGGCAAUUGCAUCUCUGUUGACCAGGGUUCCACGAAUGUGCCUGUCCCCAAAGUGACCUGUGGCCCAAAGGUUCUCACUACAUUUACCCAGAUGUAAUCAUGAAGGAUGUCAAGACCCCAAUCAUCAUUGGAUUUGUGUGUUUUAUCUUUGUAGACUUAACAGCCUUGAAAAGUGGAGCGAUGUUCACUUCGUAAACGUUCAUGGAACCUCAGUUUCAAAUUACAUUGAUUUAUGUGUUUAAUUUUUGUUCCAUGGAACGUCAGUUUCAAAUGUUGCUGUAAAUAUCAGUGAUUUCUCGACCUGUGACCAUUUCUCUCAUUAGUGGCAAUCUUGUGAACUUCAUUCUGAUCUUGUACUACAGAAAAUUCACUCAAAUCAUCAAACCAAAAUUUUACUCUCCAAA
Messenger RNA from Papaver somniferum (opium poppy), 1150 nucleotides. RefSeq names its product exopolygalacturonase clone GBGE184-like. Gene Ontology annotation, molecular function: polygalacturonase activity. The record is from RefSeq and is a predicted model, not a curated record. Gene Ontology annotation, biological process: carbohydrate metabolic process. NCBI's taxonomy places the organism in Eukaryota, Viridiplantae, Streptophyta, Magnoliopsida, Ranunculales, Papaveraceae. The transcript is spliced from 2 exons. The coding region runs from base 58 to 843 and encodes 261 amino acids.